AGUUUGUUUCGUGCUGCAGCCCUUAUGGACACAAAUGUUAUGAAAAAAUACACACCUGAACCAACUGAGCCAAGUGACCAUUUACAGUUUGAUCAGGGUAGGUUGUCUGCUUGUCCUUAAUGUUAGACUCACUGAGUGUGUCUUUUCCUCUUCUUGAGCUUUACAGAUACUACACUUAUUAUAAAAUGCAAAUGUGAUUUUUUUUCAUUUGUUAACUACAUUAUAUGUCAUUUUAUCCAAAAAUUAUCAUCUGUAUUACAUAAUUUUUGGCAUCCUAUUUGCUUGAUCAUUAAAAACUGAAUAUUAUUUAGAGUUGAUGGCAGUUAGUUUUAAAGUUUUAUGCAUUUAUUUAAACAUUGAAAAAAUUACUUUAAUAUAUAUGUAUGAAAUCUUAUAUUACAUCUAAAAUUAUUCUUUAUAAUUAUACAACAUAAGUCACACAAAUUAAAAAUUACCAAUCAAUUUACCAUCAGUAUCAUCUUGAUAGCAAUGAAAAAACAGCAACAAAUUUUAAGCUGAGACAGUGCAAAAUUAAACUUUUCUAUAUUGGCUUAUAACCAUAGAAAUAAAGUGACCAAUCCGCUUUGAUUUAUUUAUUUAACAACUAGAGAAAGGAAAGCAAGUUUAAAAGUUAAAAAUUCUGGUACCACAGGUGAAGAUAGGUGGCUGUGCAUACUUCUUCUUCAGCAAGGCUACAGAAUUGAAUAUGCUGCAGAUGCCUGGACCUUUGCGCCUGAAGGGUUUUUUGAAUUCUUCAACCAGCGUUGUCGCUGGAUGCCCUCCACCAUCGCCAACAUUCUGGAUUUGCUGGGGAGCACCUCAAUGACAACAAAGAAGAACCCCAAUAUGAGCAUUUUGUACAUUUUGUUUCAGUGGCUGUUGAUGCUAAUGACAAUGCUAGGACCUGGGACCAUCCUCAUGAUGAUUGCUGGUAAAUAUAAU
This is a messenger RNA of Lymnaea stagnalis (great pond snail), 942 nucleotides long. NCBI's taxonomy places the organism in Eukaryota, Metazoa, Mollusca, Gastropoda, Lymnaeidae. The record is from the annotation of a GenBank genome assembly.